CCCAUCUUAUUAUAUAAUCACUUGAUAUUAACAAGAAACCAGCAUAUAGUUGAAUCUACACCCUUUAGAUCAUAUAUAUAUAUAAAGAUCACUAUCAUAUAUAUUUGGCAAAACAAAUUCUUAUAUUGGAUACACCACCAUGUGGACUAUCAUCUAAUGAUCUACAAUUUUGAUCUCUCUAGUAUGUAAGGAAAAUAUGGGCAAGGUUGGUGGUGUUAUGAUGGGGUUUUAUAUCUUUCCGUUGGAGACUCCGGCGAGGUUACUGUGGAGUACCAGUUUCUUCCGCCACAAGCUCAUAAGCUUCUAACUUUUUGUCCUCUGUACUUAUUCCGUACAAAUAUACACUUCCCCUUCUAUAAAUUCCUUCUUGUUUCCUUGUCGGAGAGAUCUGGACACAGAUACAUACAUACUCAGCCGGACGGUUUUUCUUCGAUCCCUCAGCUUGCCACGGCAACAUGUUGUUCCAAGGGAACACUGAUCCCGUUUUCCGAGGGCCGAGAUCAAUGAUCAACAUAGAGGAAACCAGCAAGAGGAGGCCCCUUUUCAGCUUGCCCGGCGACUUUUUCGAAGAGGAAUGCUACGACGAGCAGUCACCAGAGAAGAAGCGCCGCCUCACACCUGAGCAGAGCUUUGGGUUGGAGAACAAACUGGAGCCCGAGCAAAAGACCCAGUUGGCUAAGAAGCUGGGAAUGCAGCCAAGACAGGUUGCUGUGUGGUACCAGAAUCGAUGGGCUCGAUGGAAGACUAAGCAGCUUGAGAGGGGCUAUGAUCUCCUCAAGUCUUCGUAAGACACCCUUAUGUCUAACUAAGACUCUCUUGCCAAGGAAAAUGAAAAGUUCAAGUCAGAUAUUUUUAGUUCUUUUUGCUCUUAAUUUGAGAUUUGUUUAGGUUCUUUGAACAUUUGUUUAGAUAAUAUUUAUGAGAACUGAGAUCAUAUUUUUGCACUAGAUGGG
This is a messenger RNA of Tripterygium wilfordii, 953 nucleotides long. RefSeq names its product homeobox-leucine zipper protein HAT5-like. The record is from RefSeq and is a predicted model, not a curated record. The transcript has 3 exons. Lineage: Eukaryota; Viridiplantae; Streptophyta; Magnoliopsida; Celastrales; Celastraceae. Gene Ontology annotation, cellular component: nucleus. Bases 456 to 788 code for a protein of 110 amino acids. Gene Ontology annotation, molecular function: DNA-binding transcription factor activity, RNA polymerase II-specific; sequence-specific DNA binding. Gene Ontology annotation, biological process: positive regulation of DNA-templated transcription.